AUGCAUGGCUGGCUGCUUCUGAUCUGGGUCCAGGGGCUGAUACCGGCUGCCUUCCUCACUUCAGGAGCCACAGCAGGAACAAUAGAGACAAGGGGGAACAUUUCUGCAGAGGAAGGUGGCUCUGUCGUCUUACAGUGUCACUUCUUCUCCAACACAGCUGAAGUGACCCAAGUCAACUGGGAGCAACAGGACCAGCUUCUGGCAGUUUAUAGUGCUGAGCAGGGGUGGCAUGUCACUUCAGUCUUCAGGGAGCGGGUGGUCCCAGGCCCCAGCCUAGGCCUCACCUUCCAGGUGCUGACAGUGAAUGAUACUGGGGAGUACUUCUGCACCUAUUACACCUAUCCUGAUGGGAUUUACAAGGGGAGAAUAUUCCUGAAGGUCCAGGAAAGCUCAGCGGCUCAGGUCCAGAUUCCGUUGCUUGGAGGAGCCAUGGCUGCUGUGCUGGGACUCCUCUGCUUAGUGAUCACAGGGGUGACUGUACUGGCUAGAAAGAAGUCGCUUAGAAUCCAUUCUACAGACAGUGGCCUUGGGAGAAUGGCAGUUGAGUCCCAGGAAAUGAGCCUCAGGAUUCUCUCGUCCUCUGGAGGCCCUGUCCAGAUGGAAGCUGCCCCUGCUGGCCUCUGUGGAGAGGAGGAUGACUAUGCCGAGCCACGAGACUACUUUAACGUCCUGAGCUACAGAAGCCUAGAGAGCUUCAGUGUCCCAGCGAAGACUGUCUAA
Messenger RNA from Peromyscus eremicus (cactus mouse), 720 nucleotides. RefSeq names its product T cell immunoreceptor with Ig and ITIM domains (gene Tigit). The record is from RefSeq and is a predicted model, not a curated record. The coding region runs from base 1 to 720 and encodes 239 amino acids. The transcript has 4 exons. Gene Ontology annotation, molecular function: signaling receptor binding. Gene Ontology annotation, cellular component: cell surface. Gene Ontology annotation, biological process: negative regulation of T cell activation; negative regulation of interleukin-12 production; positive regulation of interleukin-10 production. Lineage: Eukaryota; Metazoa; Chordata; Mammalia; Rodentia; Cricetidae.